AUGACUCGGAUCCCGAGAACUCUCCUUGCCACUGUGCUCACCGCUUGCUUGUGGCAGUCAACUUUUGCUGCGCCUAUUGCUCAGCCAUUCGAUGUGCGCACAAUUGAACAGCGUGAUCUCGCUUCCAUCCUCCAGAACAUCGAAUGUUCCGCAUCUGCUAAGGCUGUCGUAUCUGGCCUCAGCUCAGCCCUUGGUGUCCUCAACAAGAUCAACACCACGGAUGCUACUCUGACCAAGGAUAUCGCUUCUGUCAAGGGCUUCCUCAAUAAGGCUAACACUGUCGGGCAGGCGAUUGUCGGCGCUUGCAACAAGGCUUCAGCAUCGGCUGCCUCGUCAGCUGCUUCCUCUGCCCAGUCAGCGGCUGCUGCUGCUGCGCAAAAGGCGGCCUCCUCCGCUGCCCAGAAAGCCGCCUCUGGUGGGUCCAGUGCUUCAAAGGGAUCGUCAGGAUCUAGUGGAAGCAAUGCCUCUGCCUCUGCUGCCUCUGCUGCUCCAACGGACCCCACGUCAACUGAUACCUCUGACCAAGCUGCUUCGACCGCACCGACGAGCACCGACACCUCCGACGCGGCUGCUUCUACUGACCCUACAUCGACCGAUACGUCUGACGCUGCAACUUCUACCGACCCUACGUCGACUGAUACCGCCGACGCCGCUGCCUCCAGCGACGGCACCGAUGCAACUGACGGUACUGACGGCACGGAUGGUACUGAUGGUACCGAUGGCACGGAUGGCACUGACGGUACUGACGGUACUGACGGUACUGACGACACCACCGAUACCACCGACGACACUGACGACGGUCUCGGCGCUGACGAUCCUGCUCUCGAUGUCGGCGACGACUCUGCUGAUACCGGUGAAGACGGUGCUGACGAUGGCGGUGACGACGGUGGUGAUGAUGGAGGCGACGACUUUGGCGAUGACGGCGGCGACGACGACUUUGGAGAUGACGGCGGCGACGACGACUUUGGAGACGAUGGUGGUGACGACGAUUUCUGA
Messenger RNA from Psilocybe cubensis, 996 nucleotides. RefSeq lists its product as uncharacterized. The record is from RefSeq and is a predicted model, not a curated record. NCBI's taxonomy places the organism in Eukaryota, Fungi, Basidiomycota, Agaricomycetes, Agaricales, Agrocybaceae. The transcript is spliced from 5 exons. The coding region runs from base 1 to 996 and encodes 331 amino acids.